This is a messenger RNA of Pan troglodytes (chimpanzee), 2261 nucleotides long. RefSeq names its product putative protein N-methyltransferase FAM86B1. The record is from RefSeq and is a predicted model, not a curated record. The transcript is spliced from 7 exons. NCBI's taxonomy places the organism in Eukaryota, Metazoa, Chordata, Mammalia, Primates, Hominidae. Gene Ontology annotation, cellular component: protein-containing complex.
AUGGCGCCCGAGGAGAACGCGGGUACCAAACUCUUGCUACAGAGUUUCGAGCGCCGCUUCCUAGCGGCGCGCACAGUGCGCUCCUUCCCCUGACAGAGCUUGGAAGCAAAGUUAAGAGACUCAUCAGAUUCUGAGCUGCUGCGGGAUAUUUUGCAGAAGACUGUGAAGCAUCCUGUGUGUGUGAAGCACCCGCCAUCAGUCAAGUAUGCCCGGUGCUUUCUCUCAGAACUCAUCAAAAAUCCCUCGGAAGGCUCGGUCACACUCUCUGAGAGCACAGCCAUCAUCUCCCACGGUACCACAGGCCUGGUCACAUGGGACGCCGCCCUCUACCUUGCAGAAUGGGCCAUCGAGAACCUGACAGCCUUCACUAACAGGACUGUCCUAGAGCUUGGCAGUGGCGCCGGCCUCACAGGCCUGUCCAUCUGCAAGACGUGCCACCCCCGGGCAUACAUCUUCAGCGACUGUCACAGCUGGGUCCUUGAGCAGCUCCGAGGGAAUGUCCUUCUCAAUGGCCUCUCAUUAGAGGCAGACAUCACUGCCAACUUAGAUAGCCCCAGGGUGACAGUGGCCCAGCUGGACUGGGACGUAGCGACGGUCCAUCAGCUCUCUGCCUUCCAGCCAGAUGUUGUCAUUGCAGCAGAUGUGCUGUAUUGCCCAGAAGCCAUCGUGUCGCUGCUCGGGGUCCUGCGGAGGCUGGCUGCCUGCCGGGAGCACCAGCAGGCUCCUGAGGUCUACGUGGCCUUUACCGUCCGCAACCCAGAGAUGUGCCAGCUGUUCACCACCGAGCUAGGCUGGGCUGGGAUCAGAUGGGAAACGGAAGCUCAUCAUGACCAGAAACUGUUUCCCUAUGGAGAGCACUUGGAGAUGGCAAUGCUGAACCCCACACUGUAGGACUCACACACGACUCCAAUGGGAUUGUGAGAAUCAGAUCACUCUCAUGGGAAGAAUUUUUAUAUGGGAAAGCGGAUAAAACUUUCAUUGGACUGGAAUGUUUGGAGAAUGUUAAAUUCCAAAUCAGGAACCACAAACUGCCCUCUAAUAAGACAUCGCCUAUUUAAGCGUGUGGGUGCCCCCUUUCUGCCAGCAGUUCUGGUUCUUAAGAAAAUCACCAUAAAUCAGACAUGAAAAUUCUGGCUCCAAAAAUAGCAUUUUCUUUGUGCAAAUAAAAACGUGUGUAUCAAGUAUGACGUUCCCCCAACGUGGACACACCCGGUUCCUCACAAAGCCAAGCCCGCUGCAGCUGCCACAUCCCUGGACACACUCGGUUCCUCACAAAGCCAAGCCCGCUGCAGCUGCCACAUCCCUGGGCUUAUGGUGCAGCAGGUGCUUUUUUCAAGACAGGAAUCAAAGUGUUAGGAACAUGGCAGAAAGGUGACACCUGGAGACCAAAGGCAGGAUGAGGAGUACUGCAGAGGUCACAGGGAAGUCACAGAACAGUAAUACGCUAGCAGGGGCAUGGGGCGUGAAGAACAGAAGACAGGAAGCGUUUCGGAGACUCCAAAGAAGAAAUCAGGUCCAACCACAGCUUCCCGGGUCAUUGACCAGGUGACACCACUGCCGUCAUUUCAGCUUCUGGCCACUGGGAGGCGCUGCUCGAAAGGGUUUGCCCUGAGACUCCAAGAAGAAGCUGCGGGAAGGACAGCAGGGGCCCCGGGGUUUUAGCUUCUGGCCCAGGAGUUAUGUGUCCAUAACCAAAGGGAGCACAGUCUGCACCCAGCUCUCAUCCCAUCAGAGCUGCUGCGACUCCCGCAGGUUCUUCCGGAACUGGUUUAGCUUGCCUGCAAGAUCAGGAAAGUUUGAGAAAAGCAUCUGCAAAAUGCUGAAGAGCAGAGCUUACCUCAUUGCCUGUCCCCACCCCAUCCCAGGUCACCACCUGGAUGACCCCAGCUCCCCGACCCAACAACAACCCCUCCCAAGUCCCUAACUCCCUCACUUGGACUUGAGACCCUUCACACCCCAGCAGCGCUCCACCUCCAACUUGACAUCAUGCUUUCUGGAAACUUCCCCGUAUGUCCCACUUUCCCACACUUGGUGCCCUGGAGCACCUUCCGGCCUCUGCAUGCUCUACGUUCCCCUGUGAGCACCCUCCUCUCGGCCUCUGGCCAACACAGUCCCACCCAUCUGUGGGUAACAAGGGGGUCUGGGUGUUCUUUUCAGCCUUGCUAAACUGUCUGAAUCAAGGAUCACAAACUACAGCCUGCAGGCCAAAUCCAGCCCACAGCCUGUGUUUGUAAAUAAAGCUUUAUUGGAACAAAGCCACA